AUGGAACCCCGCACCGUGAUCCCAAUCGACAAGAAUUGGGAGUUUAAGCAGACCGACAAGGAGGAUAGCAAGUACCUCCCCGUGGGCCAAUUCCCUACUAACGUUCACCUGGAUUUGCUUGCCCAUAAUCUCAUUCCAGACCCUUAUAUCGGCAAGAAUGAGCUUGACGUACAAUGGAUUGGCGAAGCGGUCUGGGUCUACCGGACCAGCUUCCCUUCGCCUGCAACUAAGAGCUCUGCGAAAGCAGUUCUUGCCUUCGAUGGCUUAGAUACUUUUGCCACUGUGGUACUUAAUGGAAAGACUAUUCUGGAGACUGAUAAUAUGUUCAUACCUGAACGUGUCGACGUUACGGCCGACUUGAAGAAGAAUGGCGGAGAAAAUGAGCUGGCAAUCACUUUCGAUAGCGCUUACUUGCGUGGAUGGAAGCUACUUGAGAAGCACCCUGAUCAUAAAUGGGGUUGCUGGAAUGGGGAUAGCUCUAGACUGGCUGUCCGGAAAACGCAGUAUCACUGGGGCUGGGAUUGGGGUCCAGCAUUGCUGACCUGUGGUCCCUGGAGACCAAUUAACCUUGAGAUCUAUGAAUCGCGUAUCUCUGAUCUCUGGUUCGAUAUCGAUGUGGGCAAGUCUCUAAAGGCCGCUACUGUUACUACUCACGCUCCUAUAGAAGGCACAGCCUCAACGAUUCAAUUCUCCAUCUCAUUGGAUGGCACUCCGGUUGCUAGUCAGGUAGUAGAUGCUGGCUCGAGCGCCACUUUUACCAUUUCCGAUCCAGAACUAUGGUAUCCGGUUAGAUACGGUAAACAACCUCUAUAUACGAUAUCAGCCACCUUGGAGGACAAUGGCAAAAUUAUAGAUACGAUUUCCAAGAAGGUUGGCCUACGAAAAGCAGAACUUGUCCAGAGGCCCCUAAAAGGGGAACCUGGUACGUCAUUCUUCUUUGAGGUCAACGGCAUCCCUAUCUUCUGCGGCGGCAGUGACUGGAUUCCGGCGGAUAACUUCAUUCCGCGGAUUAGUAAGGAGAGAUACUACGACUGGGUAAAGUUGGUAGCAGACGGAAACCAAUUCAUGAUCCGGGUGUGGGGAGGAGGUAUCUACGAAGAGCAGGCCUUUUAUGAUGCCUGUGAUGAACUCGGUAUCUUGGUAUGGCAAGACUUCAUGUUUGGUUGUGGAAACUAUCCCGCUUGGCCGGACCUCCUAGCCUCGAUCAAACGCGAGGCGGAAGAGAAUGUCAAGCUGCUAAGACAUCACCCAAGCAUCGUAAUUUUCGCUGGAAACAACGAGGACUACCAAUACGCCGAAAGUGUCAAUCUUACUUGGGACCAGGAUAAUAAGGACGCCGAAAGCUGGUUAAAGACCGACUUUCCAGCACGAUACAUCUACGAGAAAAUCCUCCCCGAUGCCUGCCGAGAACUCGCACCGUCCAUCUAUUAUCACCCCGGAAGUCCUUGGGGUGGUGUCGACACGCGAGAUCCGACUGUGGGCGACAUUCACCAGUGGAACGUCUGGCAUGGCUCACAGGAGAAAUAUCAAAAUUUCGAUAAGCUAGUGGGCCGUUUUGUAUCUGAGUUCGGCAUGGAAGCAUUCCCAUCAGUCAAGACGAUCGAUGCUUACCUCCCUCUUGGUAAGGAUGAUCCGGACCGAUAUCCCCAGUCAUCUACGGUGGAUUUCCACAACAAGGCAGACGGCCAUGAGCGGCGUAUUGCUCUGUACUUGGUCGAGAAUAUGCGGUAUGCACCGGAUCCGCUUGAGCAGUUUGUCUACUGCACGCAGCUGAUGCAGGCCGAGUGUUUGGCCUCGGCAUACCGGCUUUGGAAGCGUCAAUGGAAAGGGCCAGGACGCGAAUAUUGCUCAGGUGCUCUCGUUUGGCAAAUAAACGACUGCUGGCCGGUUACUAGUUGGGCUAUCUGCGAUUACUACCUACGUCCUAAGCACGCCUACUUCACCGUCAAACGCGAGAUGGCACCGUUGUCCGUUGGAAUGACACGGCGAGAACACCAGCAUCCGCGCAACAAAUACACGCGCGUAGACAUCGAUACAAAGACACAAAUCGAGAUAUGGGGCAGCAAUCUUACUCUAGAGGACAUAACCGUUGACUGCGUAGUCAAGGCCUGGGAUGUCGAAACCGGGCAGGAAACAUACAGCGAGACCAUCAACAAAGAGCCCAUCGUCCUCCCCAAGAAUCAAUCGACCGAGAUCGCGGCCUUCGAUGUCCCGGUGCCGAAGAAGGAUAAAGGCAUACAUGCUAACCGUACCGUGGUCGCGGCGUACCUGGUUAGUCAUGCCGAUGGCACCCAGCUCGCGCGCUACGUCAACUGGCCCGAACCCCUGAAGUACCUUCAUCUACCGAAGCCGAAGCAAUUAAGUGCUAAGCUAAGCGCCGAUUCUACGAUGGUAGCCGUCUCGGCUGAGGUCCCGGUCAAGGGUGUCGCGCUCGAGUGCGACGAUGACGGGGUGAAGUUUGAGGAUAACUUAGUAGAUAUUGUGCCUGGUGAAGUGGUUGAGAUUAAGGUGCGUGGUGCGAAGAAGGGCACUGUGAUUGAGACUCGGUAUUUGGGUAUGGUUUAG
Messenger RNA from Annulohypoxylon truncatum, 2565 nucleotides. Its product is annotated as glycoside hydrolase family 2 protein. The record is from RefSeq and is a predicted model, not a curated record. The coding region runs from base 1 to 2565 and encodes 854 amino acids. Lineage: Eukaryota; Fungi; Ascomycota; Sordariomycetes; Xylariales; Hypoxylaceae. Gene Ontology annotation, biological process: glycoprotein catabolic process; carbohydrate metabolic process. The transcript has 2 exons. Gene Ontology annotation, molecular function: beta-mannosidase activity.